This is a messenger RNA of Dermacentor silvarum, 810 nucleotides long. Its product is annotated as loricrin-like. The transcript has a single exon. The record is from RefSeq and is a predicted model, not a curated record. Bases 1 to 810 code for a protein of 269 amino acids. NCBI's taxonomy places the organism in Eukaryota, Metazoa, Arthropoda, Arachnida, Ixodida, Ixodidae.
AUGCAGGUCGCCACCUCGGUUGCGCUAACUGCGGCUACCAUUGCUCUGGCCUCACCCUUCGGUGGUGGCGGCGGUGGCGGCGGUGGCUGGAAAAUGAUGGGAGGAGGCGGCGGCCCCAAGGGCAGCAUGGGCUCGCCCAUGAAGAACAAGUUCCGCACCGGAAGUGUGUACCUCAUCAAGGAGCUCCACCCGAUCGGCGGCCCAGGCAAAGGAGGAAUGAUGAUGAUGGGAGGCGGCGGCUGGAAGCCCAUGAUGGGCGGCGGCGGCGGUGGUGGCGGCUGGAAACCCAUGGGUGGCGGAUGGAAGAUGGGAGGCGGAGGCCACGGAGGAUGGAUGGGAGGCGGCGGAGGCGGCGGAGGUGGUGGUAUCCCUAGCUGGAUGCGAAUGGCAACUGUCGUGCUCAACCACGGUGGAGGCAGCGGCGGCGGAGGAUGGAAGAUGGGUGGAGGCAGCGGUGGAGGUGGAUGGAAGAUGGGCGGUGGCAGCGGCGGUGGCGGAUGGAAGAUGGGAGGCGGCGGCGGCAGUGGCGGAUGGAAGAUGGGAGGCGGUGGCGGCAGUGGCGGAUGGAAGAUGGGAGGAGGCGGCGGCGGCGGCGGCGGCGGCGGCAAGGCCGGCACCACGUACAUCAUCAUCAAGAAGGGCAGCGGCAGCAGUGGCGGCGGCGGCGGCGGCGGCGGCGGCAAGUCUGGUGGCAUGGGCGGCCACCUCAGCAGCCUAACUAGUCUCUUUAGCGGUCACGGCGGCGGAGGCGGAGGUGGUGGCCAUGGCGGCAGCGGAGGAGGCGGCGGCGGCAGCGGCUGGUGGAUGUGA